Penicillium brevicompactum is the source of this 1185-nucleotide messenger RNA. Its product is annotated as YchF/Obg family ATPase. The transcript has 3 exons. The coding region runs from base 1 to 1185 and encodes 394 amino acids. The record is from RefSeq and is a predicted model, not a curated record. Gene Ontology annotation, cellular component: cytoplasm. Gene Ontology annotation, molecular function: ATP binding; GTP binding; ATP hydrolysis activity. Lineage: Eukaryota; Fungi; Ascomycota; Eurotiomycetes; Eurotiales; Aspergillaceae.
AUGCCUCCCAAGAAGCAGCAAGUCCAAGAAAAGGUUCACCUGGGUCGUCCAGGAAACAACCUGAAGAGCGGUAUCGUUGGUCUUGCCAACGUCGGCAAGUCGACUCUCUUCCAAUCUAUCACCAAGUCCUCCUUGGGUAACCCGGCCAACUUCCCCUAUGCCACCAUCGACCCCGAGGAGGCCCGUGUCAUCGUUCCCGAUGACCGGUUCGACUGGCUUUGCGACCACUACAAGCCCAAGUCUAAGGUUCCCGCCAACUUGACUGUGUACGAUAUUGCCGGUCUGACUCGCGGUGCCUCCACUGGUGCUGGUCUCGGUAACUCUUUCUUGUCCCACAUUCGCGCCGUCGAUGCCAUCUUCCAGGUGGUUCGCUGCUUCGACGAUGCUGAGAUUAUUCACGUCGAGGGUGAUGUCAACCCCACCCGUGACUUGGAUAUCAUCAGUGAGGAGCUGCGCAUCAAGGAUAUCGAGUUCGUCGAGAAGGCUCUCGAUGCCCUCAAGAAGCAGACCCGCCGUGGCGGUCAGUCCCUUGAGAUGAAGAAGAUGAAGGAAGAGGAGGCCACCACCGCCGAGAUUCUGGAGUACCUGAAGUCCGGCAAGGACGUCCGUUCCCGUGAAUGGAGCCCCAAGGAGGUCGAGGUUAUCAACCCCCUGUUCCUCCUCACUGCCAAGCCUGUUGUGUACCUUGUCAACCUGAGCGAGAGAGAUUACAUCCGCCAGAAGAACAAGUACCUCCCCCAGGUCUUCGAGUGGAUCAAGGAGCACUCCACCGGCUCUCCCAUUCUUCCCGUCUCUGCUCAGUUCGAGGAGCGUCUCACUCUUAUGGGUGACGAAGCUGAGGCUCUCGAGGAAUGUAAGAAGCUGGGCACCAAGUCUGGUCUUCCCAAGAUCAUCACCACCAUGCGUACGGCCCUGAACCUGGCCUCCUUCUUCACCACCGGUGAGGAUGAGGUUCGCCAGUGGACUAUCCGCAAGGGUAUCAAGGCGCCCGCCGCUGCCGGUGUCAUUCACACCGACUUCGAGAAGACUUUCAUUCAGGCCAUCGCAUACAACUACAGUGUGCUGCGUGAGCUCGGUGAUGAAGGCGCCGUGAAGGCUGCCGGAAAGAUUAUGACCAAGGGUAAGGAAUAUCUCGUCGAGGACGGUGAUAUCCUGCUCAUCAAGGCCGGUGCUGCUAAGCACUAA